Limanda limanda (common dab) is the source of this 1116-nucleotide messenger RNA. RefSeq names its product G protein-coupled receptor 27 (gene gpr27). The coding region runs from base 1 to 1116 and encodes 371 amino acids. The transcript has a single exon. Gene Ontology annotation, cellular component: plasma membrane. The record is from RefSeq and is a predicted model, not a curated record. Gene Ontology annotation, biological process: G protein-coupled receptor signaling pathway. Gene Ontology annotation, molecular function: G protein-coupled receptor activity. Lineage: Eukaryota; Metazoa; Chordata; Actinopteri; Pleuronectiformes; Pleuronectidae.
AUGGCGAACACCAGUGAGUUCGGGGAGGGCAGCCCGUCCUUCCAGAACUAUGCGUCCGCGGCCCCGGCGGUGCAGCUGGCCUCCCUGGGUCUGAUCAUGGGCUUCAGCCUGCUGGGCAACGCGUCCCUGUCGCUGCUGCUCCUGAAGGACAGCUCCCUGCACCGGGCUCCGUACUACUUCCUCCUGGACCUGUGCCUGGCGGACGUGCUCCGCUCCGCCGUGUGCUUCCCCUUCGUGAUGGCCUCGAUCCGGGGGGGCUCCGUGUGGCCGUACAGCGCGCUGAGCUGCAAGGUGGUCGCCUUCAUGUCGGUGCUCUGCUGCUUCCACGUCGCCUUCCUGCUCUUCUGCGUCAGCGUCACCCGCUACAUGGCGAUCGCCCACCACCGCUUCUACUGCAAGCGGAUGACCCUGUGCACCUGCGUGGCGGUGAUCUGCAUGGUGUGGACCCUCUCCGUGGCCAUGGCGUUCCCGCCGGUGUUCGACGUGGGCACCUACCGGUUCAUCCGUGAGGAGGAGCAGUGCAUCUUCGAGCACCGCCACGUCAAGGCGAACGACACGCUGGGCUUCAUGCUGAUGCUGCUGGUCAUCGUGGGCACGACCCAUGUGGUCUACAUCAAGAUGCUGUGCUUCGUGUACGACCACCGCAAAAUGAAGCCGGCCCAGCUGGUGCCGGCCAUCAGCCAGAACUGGACCUUCCACGGCCCCGGGGCCACCGGGCAGGCCGCCGCCAACUGGAUCGCCGGCUUCGGCCGCGGACCCACUCCGCCGACGCUGGUCGGCAUCCGGCAGGCGUCUCACCCGGGGAACAGGCGGCUGCUGGUGCUGGACGAGUUCAAGAUGGAGAAGCGCCUCGGGAAGAUGUUCUACAUGAUCACGCUGACCUUCCUCGUCCUGUGGGCUCCGUACAUCAGCGCCUGCUACCUGCGGAUCUUCGGGCGGGGGGCUCCGGUGCCGCAGCUCUACCUGUCCGCCGCGGUGUGGAUGAGCUUCGCCCAGGCGGGAGCGAACCCCAUCAUCAGCUUCCUGUUCAACAAGGAGCUCCGGGUGCGGCUCCGAGCCUGUUUCUCCUGCUGCCUUGGAACACAGACUCCCCUGGAGCCAUACUGUGUCAUCUGA